CAUGGCGCACAGCUGUCGGUGGCGCUUCCCCGCCCGACCCGGGACCACCGGGGGCGGCGGCGGCGGGGGGCGCCGGGGCCUAGGGGGCGCCCCGCGGCAACGCGUCCCGGCCUUGCUGCUUCCCCCCGGGCCCCCGGCUGGCGGUGGCGGCCCCGGGCGCCCCCCUCCCCCCCCGGCGGCGGCGGCGGCUGCGGCGGCGGCGGGAAGCAGCGGGGCUGGGGUUCCAGGGGGAGCGGCCGCCGCCUCAGCAGCCUCUUCGUCGUCCGCCUCGUCUUCGUCUUCGUCAUCGUCCUCAGCCUCCUCAGGGCCGGCCCUGCUCCGGGUGGGCCCGGGCUUCGACGCGGCGCUGCAGGUCUCGGCCGCCAUCGGCACCAACCUGCGCCGGUUCCGGGCCGUGUUUGGGGAGAGCGGCGGGGGAGGCGGCAGCGGAGAGGAUGAGCAGUUCUUAGGUUUUGGCUCAGAUGAAGAAGUCAGAGUGCGAAGUCCCACACGGUCUCCUUCAGUUAAAACUAGUCCUCGAAAACCUCGUGGGAGACCUAGAAGUGGCUCUGACCGAAAUUCAGCUCUCCUCUCAGACCCAUCUGUGUUUUCCCCUCUUAAUAAAUCAGAGACCAAAUCUGGAGAUAAGAUCAAGAAGAAAGAUUCUAAAAGUAUAGAAAAGAAGAGAGGAAGACCUCCCACCUUCCCUGGAGUAAAAAUCAAAAUCACACAUGGAAAGGACAUUUCAGAGUUACCAAAGGGAAACAAAGAAGAUAGCCUGAAAAAAAUUAAACGGACACCUUCUGCUAUGUUUCAGCAAGCCACGAAAAUUAAAAAAUUAAGAGCAGGUAAACUGUCUCCUCUCAAGUCUAAGUUUAAGACAGGGAAACUUCAAAUAGGAAGGAAGGGGGUACAGAUUGUACGACGGCGAGGAAGGCCUCCAUCAACAGAACGGAUAAAGACCCCAUCAGGUCUCCUCAUUAAUUCUGAACUGGAAAAGCCCCAGAAGGUCCGAAAAGACAAGGAAGGAACACCUCCACUCCCGAAAGAAGAUAAGACAGUUGUCAGACAAAGCCCUCGAAGGAUUAAGCCAGUCAGGAUUAUUCCUUCUUCUAAAAGGACAGAUGCAACAAUUGCUAAGCAACUCUUGCAGAGGGCAAAAAAAGGGGCUCAAAAGAAAAUUGAAAAAGAAGCAGCUCAGUUGCAAGGAAGAAAGGUGAAGACACAGGUCAAAAACAUCCGACAGUUCAUCAUGCCUGUUGUCAGUGCUAUCUCUUCACGGAUCAUUAAGACGCCUCGGCGGUUUAUAGAGGAUGAAGAUUAUGACCCUCCAAUUAAAAUUGCCCGGCUAGAAUCUACACCAAACAGUAGAUUCAGUGCCACAUCCUGUGGAUCUUCUGAAAAAUCAAGUGCAGCUUCUCAGCACUCCUCUCAAAUGUCUUCAGACUCUUCCCGAUCUAGUAGCCCCAGUAUUGAUACCACCACAGAUUCUCAGGCCUCUGAGGAGAUUCAGGCACUUCCUGAAGAGCGGAGUGACACCCCUGAAGUUCAUACUCCACUGCCUAUUUCCCAGUCCCCAGAAAAUGACAGUAAUGAUAGGAGAAGCAGAAGAUACUCAGUGUCGGAGAGAAGUUUUGGAUCCAGAACAACUAAAAAAUUAUCAACCCUCCAAAGUGCCCCUCAGCAGCAGACCUCCUCCUCUCCACCUCCACCUCUGCUUACUCCCCCGCCUCCAUUGCAGCCAGCCUCCAGUAUCUCUGACCACACACCUUGGCUUAUGCCUCCAACAAUUCCCUUAGCAUCACCGUUUUUGCCUGCCUCUGCUGCUCCCAUGCAAGGGAAGCGAAAAUCUAUUUUGCGAGAGCCAACGUUUAGGUGGACUUCUUUAAAGCAUUCUAGGUCAGAGCCACAAUACUUUUCCUCAGCAAAGUAUGCCAAAGAAGGUCUGAUUCGCAAACCAAUAUUUGAUAAUUUCCGACCCCCUCCACUAACUCCUGAGGAUGUUGGCUUUGCGUCUGGUUUUUCUGCGUCUGGUACUGCUGCUUCAGCCCGGUUGUUUUCACCACUCCAUUCUGGAACAAGGUUUGAUAUGCACAAAAGGAGCCCUCUUCUGAGAGCUCCAAGAUUUACUCCAAGUGAGGCACACUCUAGAAUAUUUGAGUCUGUAACCUUGCCUAGUAAUCGAACUUCUGCUGGAACGUCAUCUUCUGGAGUAUCUAAUAGAAAAAGGAAAAGAAAAGUGUUCAGUCCCAUCCGAUCUGAACCAAGAUCUCCUUCUCACUCCAUGAGGACAAGAAGUGGAAGGCUUAGUACUUCUGAGCUGUCACCUCUCACUCCCCCGUCUUCUGUCUCUUCCUCAUUAAGCAUUUCUGUUAGUCCUCUUGCCACUAGUGCCUUAAACCCAACUUUUACUUUUCCUUCUCAUUCCCUAACUCAGUCUGGGGAAUCUACAGAGAAAAAUCAGAGACCAAGGAAGCAAACUAGUGCUCCAACAGAGCCAUUUUCAUCAAGUAGUCCUACUCCUCUCUUCCCUUGGUUCACCCCAGGCUCUCAGACUGAGAGGGGGAGAAAUAAAGACAAGGCCCCCGAGGAGCUGUCCAAAGAUCGAGAUGCUGACAAGAGCAUGGAGAAGGAGAAGAGUAGAGAGAGAGACCGGGAGCGAGAAAAGGAGAAUAAGCGGGAGUCAAGGAAAGAGAAAAGGAAAAAGGGAUCAGAAAUUCAGAGUAGUUCUGCUUUGUAUCCUAUGGGUCGGGUUUCCAAAGAGAAGGUUGUUGGUGAAGAUGUUGCCACUUCAUCUUCUGCCAAAAAAGCAACAGGGCGGAAGAAGUCUUCAUCACUUGAUUCUGGGACUGAUAUUCCUUCUGUGACUCUUGGGGAUACAACAGCUGUCAAAACCAAAAUACUUAUAAAGAAAGGGAGAGGAAAUCUGGAAAAAAACAACUUGGACCUCGGCCCAACUGCCCCAUCCCUGGAGAAGGAGAAAACCCUCUGCCUUUCCACUCCUUCAUCUAGCACUGUUAAACAUUCCACUUCCUCCAUAGGCUCCAUGUUGGCUCAGGCAGACAAGCUUCCAAUGACUGACAAGAGGGUUGCCAGCCUCCUAAAAAAGGCCAAAGCCCAGCUGUGCAAGAUUGAGAAGAGUAAAAGUCUUAAACAAACUGACCAGCCCAAAGCACAGGGUCAAGAAAGUGAUUCAUCAGAGACCUCUGUGCGAGGACCCCGGAUUAAACAUGUCUGCAGAAGAGCUGCUGUUGCCCUUGGCCGAAAACGAGCUGUGUUUCCUGAUGACAUGCCCACCUUGAGUGCCUUACCAUGGGAAGAGCGAGAAAAGAUUUUGUCUUCCAUGGGGAAUGAUGACAAGUCAUCAAUUGCUGGCUCAGAAGAUGCUGAACCUCUCGCACCACCCAUUAAACCAAUCAAGCCUGUCACCAGAAACAAGGCACCUCAGGAACCUCCGGUAAAGAAAGGACGGCGAUCAAGGCGGUGUGGGCAGUGUCCUGGCUGCCAGGUGCCUGAAGACUGUGGUGUUUGCACUAAUUGCUUAGACAAGCCCAAGUUUGGUGGACGCAACAUAAAGAAGCAGUGCUGCAAGAUGAGAAAAUGUCAGAAUCUACAAUGGAUGCCUUCCAAAGCCUACCUUCAGAAGCAAGCUAAAGCUGUGAAAAAGAAAGAGAAGAAGUCUACUAAGACCAGUGAAAAGAAAGAUAGCAAGGAGAGCACUGCUGUGAAGAACUUAAUGGACUCUAGUCAGAAACCUACCCCUUCAGCACGAGAGGAUCCUGCCCCAAAGAAGAGCAGUAGUGAGCCUCCACCACGGAAACCCAUGGAGGAAAAGAGUGAAGAAGUCAAUGCCUCUGCCCCAGGGCCCGAACCUAAACAAGUCACCACUCCAGCUUCCAGGAAGUCCAGCAAGCAGGUCUCCCAGCCAGCACCAGCCAUCCCCCCUCAGCCACCUAGCACAGGGCCCCCAAGAAAAGAAGUUCCCAAGACUACUCCUAGUGAGCCCAAGAAAAAGCAGCCGCCGCCACCAGAACCAGGUCCAGAGCAAAGCAAGCAGAAAAAAGUGGCUCCCCGCCCAAGCAUCCCUGUAAAACAAAAACCAAAAGAAAAGGAGAAACCACCUCCAGUCAACAAGCAGGAGAAUGUAGGCACUUUGAACAUCCUCAGCACUCUCUCCAAUGGCAAUAGUUCAAAGCAGAAAGUCCCAGCAGAUGGAGUCCACAGGAUCAGAGUGGACUUUAAGGAGGAUUGUGAAGCAGAAAAUGUGUGGGAGAUGGGAGGCUUAGGAAUCCUGACUUCUGUUCCUAUAACUCCCAGAGUAGUUUGCUUUCUCUGCGCCAGCAGUGGGCACGUGGAGUUUGUGUAUUGCCAAGUGUGUUGUGAACCCUUCCACAAGUUUUGUUUAGAGGAGAACGAGCGCCCUCUGGAGGACCAGCUGGAAAACUGGUGUUGUCGUCGCUGCAAAUUCUGUCAUGUUUGUGGAAGGCAGCAUCAGGCUACGAAGCAGCUGCUGGAGUGUAAUAAGUGCCGAAACAGCUAUCACCCUGAGUGCCUGGGACCAAACUACCCCACCAAACCCACAAAGAAAAAGAAAGUUUGGAUCUGUACCAAGUGUGUUCGCUGCAAGAGCUGUGGAUCCACAACUCCAGGCAAAGGGUGGGAUGCACAGUGGUCUCACGAUUUUUCACUUUGCCAUGAUUGUGCCAAACUCUUUGCUAAAGGAAACUUCUGCCCUCUCUGUGACAAGUGUUAUGAUGAUGAUGACUAUGAGAGUAAGAUGAUGCAGUGUGGGAAGUGUGAUCGCUGGGUCCAUUCCAAAUGUGAGAAUCUUUCAGAUGAGAUGUAUGAGAUUCUAUCUAAUCUGCCAGAAAGCGUGGCUUACACUUGUGUGAACUGUACUGAGCGGCACCCUGCAGAGUGGCGACUGGCCCUUGAAAAAGAGCUACAGAUUUCUCUGAAGCAGGUUUUGACAGCUUUGUUAAAUUCUCGAACUACCAGUCAUUUGCUCCGCUACCGGCAGGCUGCCAAGCCUCCAGACUUAAAUCCUGAGACAGAGGAGAGCAUACCUUCUCGAAGCUCCCCAGAAGGCCCAGAUCCACCAGUUCUUACUGAAGUCAGCAAGCAGGAUGAUCAACAGCCUUUAGAUUUGGAAGGAGUCAAGAAGAAAAUGGAUCAGGGGAACUACACAUCUGUGUUGGAAUUCAGUGAUGAUAUUGUGAAGAUCAUUCAAGCAGCCAUUAAUUCAGAUGGAGGGCAGCCAGAGAUUAAAAAAGCUAACAGCAUGGUCAAGUCCUUCUUUAUUCGGCAAAUGGAACGAGUUUUUCCAUGGUUCAGUGUCAAAAAGUCCAGAUUUUGGGAGCCAAAUAAAGUAUCGAGCAACAGUGGGAUGUUACCAAACGCAGUGCUUCCACCUUCACUUGACCAUAACUAUGCUCAGUGGCAGGAGCGAGAGGAGAACAGCCACACUGAACAGCCCCCUUUAAUGAAGAAAAUCAUUCCAGCUCCCAAAGCCAAAGGGCCUGGAGAGCCAGACUCACCGACUCCUCUCCAUCCUCCUACACCGCCACUUUUAAGUUCCGAUAGGAGUCGAGAAGAUAGCCCAGAGCUGAACCCACCCCCAGGCAUAGAGGAUAAUAGACAGUGUGCAUUAUGUUUGAUGUAUGGUGAUGAUAGUGCUAACGAUGCUGGCCGAUUGCUAUACAUUGGCCAAAAUGAAUGGACACAUGUAAAUUGUGCUUUGUGGUCAGCGGAAGUAUUUGAAGAUGACGAUGGAUCACUAAAGAACGUGCACAUGGCUGUGAUCAGGGGCAAACAGCUGAGAUGCGAAUUCUGCCAAAAGCCAGGAGCCACUGUGGCUGAGUUCAAACCCCAUUUAUUCAAGGUGGUUCCUGAGAAUGGAUUUGAAGUUUUUCGAAGAGUGUUUGUGGACUUUGAAGGAAUCAGUUUAAGAAGGAAGUUCCUCAGUGGCUUGGAACCAGAAAAUAUCCACAUGAUGAUUGGCUCAAUGACAAUCGACUGCUUAGGCAUUCUGAAUGAUCUCUCUGACUGUGAAGAUAAGCUCUUUCCUAUUGGAUAUCAAUGUUCUCGGGUAUACUGGAGCACCACAGAUGCCCGCAAGCGCUGUGUAUACACAUGCAAGAUAGUGGAGUGCCGUCCUCCAGUUGUAGAGCCAGAUAUCAACAGCACUGUUGAACAUGCUGAAAAUAGGACUAUCGCCCAUAGUCCAUCAUCACUUAUAGAAAGUUCAUCUAAAGACAGUCAAAAUACAGCAGCAAUUCUAAGUCCUCCAUCACCAGACCGACCUCCUCAUUCGCAAACCUCUAGCUCCUGUUAUUAUCAUGUCAUCUCAAAGGUCCCUAGGAUUCGAACACCCAGUUACUCUCCUACACAGAGAUCCCCUGGCUGUCGGCCAUUGCCUUCUGCAGGGAGUCCUACCCCUACCACUCAUGAAAUAGUCACAGUGGGUGAUCCUUUACUCUCCUCUGGACUGCGAAGCAUUGGAUCUAGGCGUCAUAGUACUUCUUCCUUGUCACCCCUGCGAUCCAAGCUCCGGAUAAUGUCUCCAGUGAGAACUGGAAGUACUCACUCCAGGAAUGGUGUUUCCUCAGCCCCUACCAUUGGGACCUCUCCAGACCCUGAGUCAAGUGCCAGAGCAGUUGAUCACACUUUAGGGCCACUGAAUUCCAAUGCUAAUCUAGGGCACAACACUCCCACCUCUCCAGGUACGCAAAGGACAGUGCCUACUGUGGGCUCUAAAACCAGCCACUUGGACGGAUCUUCAUCUUUAGAAAUGAGGCAUUCUAGUGCUUUAGACUUGGCAUCAAAGAGCUCCUCUUUAAAGGGAGAGAAGACCAGAAUGCUGAGUUCUAAGAAUUCAGAGGGAACUGCACAUAGUGUGGCUUAUGCUGGAAUUCCUAGAUUGGCCCCACAGGUUCAUAAUAUCGCUUCUGGAGAAUUAAAUGUUAGUAAAAUUGGCGCUUUUGCCGAACCCUCUUCUGUGCAAUUUUCUUCUAAAGAGGUCCUCCCCUUCCCACAACUCCAUUUGAGAGGGCAAAGGAAUGAUCGAGACCCACACACAGAUUCUACCCAACCAGCAAACCCCUCUCCAGAUGAAGAUACUGAAAUCAAAACCUUAAAGCUUUCUGGAGUGAGCAGCAGAUCAUCUAUUAUCAGUGAACAUGUGGGAUCUAGUUCUAGAGACAGGAGACAGAAAGGGAAAAAGUCUUAUAAAGAAACUUUCAAAGAAAAGCAUUCCAGUAAAUCUUUUUUGGAACCUGGUCAGGUGACAACGGGUGAGGAGGGAAACCUAAAGCCAGAGUUCAUUGAUGAGGUUUUAACUCCUGAGUUUUUGGGGCAACGGUCAUGUAAUAAUGUUUCUUCUGAUAAGAUUGGAGAUAAAGUGCUUUCUAUUUCAGGAGUUCCCAAAGCUCCAUCCAUGCAAGUAGAAGGAUCUUCAAAGGAAUUACAGGCACCCCGGAAAUGCACAGUCAAAGUGACACCUCUAAAAAUGGAAAGUGAGAGUCAAUCCAAAAAUGCCCUGAAAGAAAGUAGUCCUGCCUCCCCUGUUCAAAUAGAGUCAGUAUCUCCGACAGACCCAGUUUCAGCCUCCAAAAGUCCAGGAGAUGGUCCACUGGUUCAACCAAGUUCCAACAGUGCCUCAUCCCAGGAUUCUCAAAGUAACAACUAUCAGAAUCUUCCAGUACAGGACAGAAACCUAAUGCUUCCAGAUGGCCCUAAACCUCAAGAAGAUGGCUCUUUUAAGAGGAGAUAUCCCCGUCGCAGUGCCCGUGCACGUUCUAACAUGUUCUUUGGGCUCACCCCACUAUAUGGAGUCAGAUCCUAUGGUGAAGAAGACAUUCCAUUCUAUAGCAGCUCCACUGGGAAGAAGCGAGGUAAGAGAUCAGCAGAAGGACAGGUGGAUGGGGCCGAUGACUUGAGCACUUCAGAUGAGGACGACUUAUACUAUUACAACUUUACCAGAACAGUAAUUUCUUCAGGUGGAGAGGAACGGCUAGCAUCCCAUAACUUAUUUCGGGAGGAAGAACAAUGUGAUAUUCCAAAAAUUUCACAGUUGGAUGGUGUUGAUGAUGGGACAGAGAGUGAUACUAGUGUCACAGCUACGACAAGGAAAAGCAGUCAGAUUCCAAAAAGAAAUGGUAAAGAAAAUGGAACAGAGAACUUAAAGAUUGAUCGACCUGAGGAUGGUGGAGAAAAGGAACAUGUUAUUAAGAGUUCUGUUAGUCACAAAAAUGAGCCAAAGAUGGAUAACUGCCACACUGUAAGCAGAGUGAAAGCACAAGGACAAGAUUCCUUGGAAGCUCAACUUAGUUCAUUAGAUUCGAGUCGCAGAGUCCACACCAGUACCCCCUCAGACAAAAAUUUGCUGGAUACCUAUAAUACUGAGCUUCUGAAAUCAGAUUCAGACAAUAACAACAGCGAUGACUGUGGGAAUAUCCUGCCGUCAGACAUUAUGGACUUUGUACUGAAGAAUACUCCAUCCAUGCAGGCUUUAGGCGAGAGCCCAGAGUCAUCUUCCUCAGAACUACUGAAUCUUGGGGAAGGAUUGGGUCUUGACAGUAAUCGUGAAAAAGACAUGGGCCUUUUUGAAGUAUUUUCUCAGCAGCUGCCAACAACAGAACCUGUGGAUAGUAGUGUCUCUUCCUCUAUCUCAGCAGAGGAGCAGUUUGAAUUGCCUUUAGAACUACCAUCUGAUCUCUCUGUCCUGACCACCCGAAGUCCCACUGUCCCUAGCCAGAAUCCCAGUAGACUGGCUGUAAUCUCAGAUUCAGGAGAAAAACGAGUGACCAUCACAGAAAAAUCUGUAGCCUCUACUGAAGGUGACCCAGCACUUCUGAGUCCAGGAGUAGAUCCUGCUCCUGAAGGCCACAUGACUCCUGAUCACUUUAUCCAGGGACACAUGGAUGCAGACCACAUCUCUAGCCCUCCUUGUGGUUCUGUAGAACAAGGUCAUGGCAACAAUCAGGAUUUAACUCGAAACAGUAGCACCCCUGGCCUUCAGGUGCCUGUUUCCCCAACUGUGCCCAUCCAGAAUCAGAAGUAUGUGCCCAGUUCUACUGACAGUCCUGGUCCAUCUCAGAUUUCUAACGCAGCUGUCCAGACCACUCCACCCCACCUGAAACCAGCAACUGAGAAACUCAUUGUUGUUAACCAAAACAUGCAGCCACUUUAUGUUCUCCAAACUCUUCCAAAUGGAGUGACCCAAAAAAUCCAGUUGACCUCUCCUGUUAGUUCUACACCCAGUGUGAUGGAGUCAAAUACUUCAGUAUUGGGGCCCAUGGGAAGUGGUCUCACCCUCACCACAGGACUAAAUCCAAGCUUACCAACUUCUCAAUCUUUGUUCCCUCCUGCUAGCAAAGGACUGCUCUCUAUGCCUCAUCACCAGCACUUACAUUCCUUCCCUGCGGCUACUCAGAGUAGUUUCCCACCCAAUAUCAGCAGUCCUCCUUCAGGCCUACUUAUUGGGGUCCAGCCUCCUCCAGAUCCCCAACUUUUGGUUUCAGAAGCCAACCAGAGGACAGAUCUUAAUACCACAGUAGCCACUCAAUCUUCUGGACUCAAGAAAAGACCUAUAUCUCGUCUACACACUCGAAAGAAUAAAAAACUAGCUCCCUCUAGUACCCCUUCAAACAUUGCCCCUUCUGAUGUGGUUUCUAAUAUGACAUUGAUUAAUUUCACACCCUCCCAGCUUUCCAAUCAUCCCAAUCUGUUAGAUUUGGGGUCACUUAAUACAUCAUCUCACCGAACUGUCCCCAACAUCAUAAAAAGGUCUAAAUCUGGCAUCAUGUAUUUUGAGCAGGCACCACUGUUACCACCACAGAGUGUGGGCGGAACUACUGCCACAGCGGCCGGCACAUCAACAAUAAGCCAGGAUACUAGCCACCUUACGUCAGGGCCUGUGUCUGGCUUGGCAUCUGGUUCCUCUGUCUUGAAUGUGGUGUCCAUGCAAACGUCAACAACUCCUACAAGUAGUGCAUCAGUUCCAGGACAUGUCACCUUAACUAACCCAAGGUUGCUUGGGACCCCAGAUAUUGGCUCAAUAAGCAAUCUUCUAAUCAAAGCCAGCCAGCAGAGCCUGGGCGUUCAGGAGCAGCCUGUGGCUUUACCACCAAGUUCAGGAAUGUUCCCACAACUAGGAGCAUCACAGACUCCCUCUACUGCUGCAAUGACAGCAGCAUCCAGUGUGUGUGUCCUCCCCUCUCCUCAGACCACAGGCAUGACAGCCAUGUCCCCUUCUGGGGAGGCAGAAGAACACUAUCAGCUGCAGCACGUGAACCAGCUCUUUACUGGCAAACCCGGGAUCCUCUCUUCCCAAAGGGAUCUCGAUUCUACAUCUGGAACCCAGGCAUCCAACUUCACCCAGACAGUAGAUGCUCCUAAUAGCAUGGGGCUAGAGCAGAACAAGGCUUUGCCCUCAGCUGUGCCAGCCAGCUCAGCCUCUCCAGGAGGCUCCCCAUCCUCUGGACAGCAAUCAGCAAGCCCCUCAGUACCAGGUCCCUCUAAACCCAAACCAAAAGUCAAACGAAUUCAGCUGCCUCUGGACAAAGGGAACGGCAAGAAGCACAAAGUCUCCCAUUUGCGGACCAGUUCUUCUGAAGCACACAUUCCAGACCAAGAAGCCAACACAGCCUCUCUGCCAGUGGUCACUGGGACUGUGGGAGCAGAGACUGAGCAGCAGGACACAGCUGGUGUGGAACAGCCUUCACAGAAGGAGUGUGGGCCGCCUGCAAGACAAGUGGCUGUUCUUCCAGAGGUUCAGGCAACACAAAAUCCAGCAAAUGAGCAAGAAAAUACAGAGUCUAAAGCAGUAGAAGAAGAAGAAAGUAAUUUCAGCUCUCCUCUGAUGCUUUGGCUCCAGCAAGAACAAAAGCGAAAGGAAAGCAUUGCUGAGAAAAAGCCCAAGAAAGGACUUGUUUUUGAAAUUUCAAGUGAUGAUGGCUUUCAGAUCUGUGCAGAAAGUAUUGAAGAUGCCUGGAAGUCAUUGACAGAUAAAGUACAGGAAGCUCGAUCAAAUGCCCGCCUGAAGCAGCUAUCAUUUGCAGGUGUUAACGGUUUGAGGAUGCUGGGAAUUCUCCACGACGCAGGUUUCCUGAUUGAGCAGCUAUCUGGUGCCAAGCACUGUCGGAAUUACAAAUUCCGUUUCCAUAAACCUGAGGAGGCCAAUGAACCCCCGUUGAACCCUCAUGGCUCAGCCAGGGCUGAAGUCCACCUGAGGAAAUCAGCAUUUGACAUGUUUAACUUCCUGGCUUCUAAACAUCGACAGCCUCCUGAAUAUAACCCUAAUGAUGAGGAAGAGGAAGAGGUACAGCUGAAGUCUGCUCGGAGAGCAACUAGCAUGGAUCUGCCAAUGCCCAUGCGUUUCCGGCACUUAAAAAAGACUUCUAAGGAGGCAGUUGGUGUCUACAGGUCUCCCAUCCACGGUCGGGGUCUCUUCUGUAAAAGAAACAUUGAUGCAGGUGAGAUGGUGAUCGAGUAUGCAGGCAAUGUCAUCCGUUCCAUCCAGACCGACAAGCGCGAGAAGUACUAUGACAGCAAAGGCAUCGGUUGCUACAUGUUCCGAAUUGAUGACUCAGAGGUAGUGGAUGCCACCAUGCAUGGAAAUGCUGCCCGCUUCAUCAAUCACUCGUGUGAGCCUAACUGCUACUCUCGGGUCAUCAAUAUUGAUGGGCAGAAGCACAUUGUCAUCUUUGCCAUGCGUAAGAUCUACCGAGGAGAGGAGCUCACCUAUGACUACAAGUUCCCCAUUGAGGAUGCCAGCAACAAGCUGCCCUGCAACUGUGGCGCCAAGAAAUGCCGGAAGUUCCUGAACUAGAGCUGCUCUUCUCCCCUGUAUUGGAGUACCAGGACCCGGGCCACCCGAAGCAAUGCUGACAGCCUUUCCAGCAGUUAGGAGCUCCAGGAUUGAGUGGUGGUUGAGCACCCUGCUGUUCCAUAUUCACAUCCUACAUGUGAUCAUAAUCUUAGAGACAGAUGAGGUCUUGAAGAAGAGAUUCAUGAUCGCCUCUCUCCUGGGGCCCCUCUUGAUUGUUUGCUGUUAAAAAGGGGAGAAUGGGGCCCCUGGAAGGAUUAGCCUGGAAGGAGCCUAUAAGGGUUGAGUUUAUUGGAAGGUGGGGCCUGAGCAUCUCCACAGAGAGCAGUUGCUAUCCUCCACUCGGUCCCCUCUCAAGCACUAGAAGUGAGGGGUCAGGCAACACCCCAGAUGUAGGGCUGGUUGGAUACCUGGUAGCUUGCCAGCCAGGUCCCACCUGUGGCCAUCUUUUAAACCAGCAGAAGGUCUGGUGGUUUUUCCUGCUAUCCUUCCACUUGAGAGAGUUCACUUCUGGUUGGGAGACAGGAUUCCUAGCACCUCUGGUGUCAAAAGGCUGUCUUGGGGUUGUGCCAAUUAAUUACCAAACAUUGAGCCUGUGGGCUUUAAGUGGGAGUGUUCCCCCCCUGAGCCUUAUCUCAGCCAAUUACCUUUCUUGACAAUAGGAGCGGCUUCCCUCUCCCAUUUCUUCUCUUCACUCCACCUUCUUCCUUUCCCCUGUCCUUCAUCCCACUGCUUUCCCAUUCUUCUUUCUGGGUGGUAGGGGAGAUUGACUCCCUGUUCAUGGACACUCCCUAUUGGGCAUAGGAUGUGCCUACAAAAAGUUCCCUGAGCCUGUAAGCACUCCAGGUGGGGAAGUGGACAGGGGCCAUUGGCCAUGACCAGACAGAAUUUGGAGAAGAUUUUGCAAAACUCUCCACUGAGAGUCUUAAAAGAAAUAUUAUGUAGCAUGAUUUUUUAGAAGAGGAUAAAGAUUAUUUAAAUAGGAUUUGAAUCAUGCAACAACCAGAGUAUCACAACCAGGAUACUCCCUUGGCCCCAUUCCUAGGACAUGGUUACUUUAUUUUCCUCUUGGUAAGACAUAGGAAGAUGUUAUUUUUAAAUGGUCAGUGUCCAGUUGAAGGCAGAACACUAAUCAGAUUUCAAGGCCCAAAACUUGGGGACUAGACCACCUUGUGUUGAGGGACCUCUCCCACCCAUGGAUGAGGCAAAUUAAAUGACACUACUACCCUGAUUAGGAUGUGGUCAAAACAGCAUCAAAUGUUUCUUCUCUUCCUUCCCCCAAGACAGUGUCUUGAACCUGUUAAAUUAAGUCAUUGGAUUUUACUCUGUUCUGUUUACAGUUUACUAUUUAAGGUUUUAUAAAUGUAAAUAUAUUUUGUAUAUUUUUCUAUGAGAAGCACUUCAUAGGGAGAAGCACUUAUGACAAGGCUAUUUUUUAAACCGCGGUAUUAUCCUAAUUUAAAAGAAGAUCGGUUUUUAAUAAGUUUUUAUUUUCAUAGGAUGAAGUUAGAGAAAUAUUCAGCUGUACACACAAAGUCUGGUUUUUCCUGCCCAACUUCCCCCUGAAAGGUGUGCUUUUUGUUGUUUCACGUGUAACUUGUUUGUGCCCUGUUGACAUAAAUGUUCCCUGGGUCUGCUCUUUGACAAUAAUGGAGAAGGAAGGUCACUCAGCUCCAUUAGGCCACUCCCCUCCUUCCUCACGGAAGCUCCUCCGAAGGCUACAGUAGUAUCCUGACACACCAGUUUCUUCUCUUCUUUCCCACUUCCCCUCUCCCUCUGGCACUAGCUCCAGAGCGGUGGGUGGCAUCUUUUACAUUUCCCUCAUCUUUACAAAGUUAGCAAAUGAGUUCAAUGGCAACCCAACACUUUCCAUCACCAUCUGCCUCAUGGUUCACCUCCUUUCCUUUGCUUUGCUUUCCUUUCCCUCUACCCACCAAGUCCUCAGAUCUGCAAAGAACCCACUAAUCCCCUUGUGCCCUCUUUUGGGGCAGCCCAUUGAAACUGAAGCACAGUCUGACCACUCAUGAUAAAGCAGCUCUCUGCACCUGCCACAAGGUUUCGGAGUAGUGUAGUCCGAGUAGAGGGUGGGGCACCCUUUUCUCACCACAAGAAGCCCGUUCCUAUGGAAGUCUAGCAAAGCAAUACGACUCAGCCCAGCACUCUCUGCCCCAGGACUCAUGGCUCUGCUGUGCCUUCCAUUCUGGGCUCCCUUUUCUUCCAAGACCCUAAGGACUUUGGUGGCUUUGCUGGGACAUUGUCACUAUUGCCACUGUCAUGCAGGGAGCCCAGCACUGUGGCCAGGAUGGCAGAAACUUCCUUGUCAUCAUGGAGAAGUGCCAGCAGGGGACUGGGGAAAAGCACUCUACCCAGACCUCACCUCCUGUCCUCCUUUGCCCACGAACAAGAUGCAGUGGCCCGAGGGGUUCCACUGGUGUCUCGUUUCCUUUAUUAUUGCACUGUGUGAGGUUUUUUUGUAAAUCCUUGUAUUCCUAUUUUUUUUAAUGAAAAAAAUUAAGCUGCAUUUGUUACUGAAAUGAUUAAUGCACUGAUGGGUCCUGAAUUCACCUUGAGAAAGACCCAAAGGCCAGUCAGAGGGUGGGGGAAACUCAGCUAAACAGACCUAGUCACUGCCCUGCUAGGCCAUGCUGUACUGUGAGCCCCCCCUCAUCCUCUUUCUUCAACCCCAAACCCUGAGGACAGGGGAGGAAGCCAUUUUUCCUUCUCCUGCCAGCUGCAGAUGGUUUGCCUUGCCUUUUCACCCCCCAACUGUCAACCACAGAAAAGAGAAAUCCCUCUUAAAGCUCAGCCUCGAGUCCAUUGCCAAAACUCAGCAUACCUGCCAGCAACUUGGGGGACAAACUGAAGGCUUCCCUAGGAGAGGGAAAGAAGGCAAAAAUGGUGUAGCUAUCUCAAAACAUGUCUGACUUUGUUUGGAAAGUGACCAAGGAAACCUGUGCACAAAAGUGCUGAUUGAGGAAUUAUGGGUCAUUCCCAAGAAUCCCCCAAGGGGCAUCCCAAAUCCCAAGGAGUAACAGCUGCGAACCUGGUCAGUUCUCAGUGAGAGCCGGCUCACGUAACCGCUUUGCUGCUAGAACCUGUUGUGGCUGCAUUUCCUGGUGGCCAGUGACAACUGUGUAACCAGUGUAGCUGCAUGGCGCUGACCCUUUGGCCGAAACCUGGUCCCUCGGCUCCCUCUGUUGCUGCCCACCACAUCCAGCACAACCUCUCUCCUGUUCUUAGACCAAUAACAAGAAUUAAGGGGGACACCCUGGCAGCUAUGUUUUCAACUAGACUCCUUUGCCGGGACCCAGCCCACCACCCUGCUCACCUCUGUCAGACCCCCGGCCAAUACAGUGAGCACCAUGCAGCAACCUUGAUUUAAAAUUUAAAAAUUUUUAAAAAUAAUAAAAAAAAAAUACGACAUACACACACAAAAAAAAAAAACAAAAAAAUAUUUUAAUGAAUGUAUCUUUCUAAAGGACUGACGUUCAAUCAAAUAUCUGAAAAUACUAAAGGUCAAAACCUUGUCAGAUGUUAAGUUUGAUUUGGGAUUCUUUUUUCAUAGAAAUCAAGUUGUUUUAUUUUUAAGGAAAAGCGGGUCAUUGCAAAGGGCUGGGUGUAAUUUUGUUUCAUUUCCUUCAUUUUAAAGCAAUACAAGGUUAUUGAGCAGAUGGUUUUGUGCCGAAUCAUGAAUACCAGUCAAAUCUCACACUCUGAAAACUUGCAACAUUUUUGUUUUGGUUUUCAAAUAAAUAUAAAUAUGAUAUAUAUAGGAACUAAUAUAGUAAUGCACCAUGUAACAAAGCCUAGUUCAGUCCCUGGCUUUUAAUUCUCUUAACACUAUAUAUAAGGAUUGUGUUACAGUUGCUAGUAGUGGCAGGAAAACGUCAGGCUAGCUUUCCUCUGAUUCCCAAGUGGGAACCCCAAAGGGGAACCACGAACCACAAAGGGAUGCCAAAAUAGGCCAUUCUUAGGAUCAGAGUUUAGAAACGCCGGAAUGGUGUCACCUGGAUUUUUCCUGCCCAUGAAUGUUGCCAGUCAGUACCUAUACUCCUUGUUUCUCUACUUUUGGUUAUGAAUGUUGGGGUUACCACCUGCAUUUAGGGGAAAAUUGUGUUCUGUGCUUUCCUGGUAUCUUGUUCCGAGGUACUCUAGUUCUGUCUUCAACCAAGAAAAUAGACUUGUGGUGUUUCUUUUAUUGAACUUUUAACAGUCUCUUUAGUAAAUACAGGUAGUCGAAUAAUUGUUUCAAAAGCUCAACAGAUGACAAGCUUCUUUUCUAGAAAUAAGACAUUUCUCAACAACUUUUAUCAUGUAUAACAUAUCUUUGAUUGGUUUUUUUUUUUUUCUUCUUCCUUGUGUUCUUCCAAGCUUCUUCUGGUUAGAGAAAAAGAAAAAAAAAAAAAAAUGGAAAAUGUGUCUAAAGUCCAUCAGUGUUAACUCCCUGUGACAGGGAUGAAGGAAAAUACUUUAAUAGUUCAAAAAAUAAUAAUGCUGAAAGCUCUCUACGAAAGACUGAAUGUAAAAGUAAAAAGUGUACAUAGUUGUAAAAAAAAAAAGGAGUUUUUAAACAUGUUUAUUUUCUAUGCACUUUUUUUUAUUUAAGUGAUAGUUUAAUUAAUAAACAUGUCAAGUUUA
Molecule: messenger RNA, 16444 nt
Organism: Castor canadensis (American beaver)
Lineage: Eukaryota; Metazoa; Chordata; Mammalia; Rodentia; Castoridae
Source: RefSeq, a predicted model, not a curated record